Molecule: messenger RNA, 2391 nt
Organism: Coffea arabica (coffee)
Lineage: Eukaryota; Viridiplantae; Streptophyta; Magnoliopsida; Gentianales; Rubiaceae
Source: RefSeq, a predicted model, not a curated record
CACUUCCCAUCAGGCCAUCACGAUCCCGAGUUAGGGCAUUGCUUGCGAUUGGGAUUUGAUUGCCUACGAAGAUAAGUCUUUAUACCUGAGAUACCUUUUACGAGGGAAUGCCCGUCCUCACGAUCCAACAUGUGUUAGUGUAGACUGAAGAUUUUGAAAAACAAUUCAAGGGAGUCACUUUGUCGCUGAAAAAACACGAGAAAGGAGGAGAUACAUUCUGUGAUACAGUCUGAGUCAUAGUAGUUGGUGUUGCAUAGAAGGAAUGGAAGGGCUAAGGGAGCUGGAAAGGGUGCAGAGAAUUAUCGAGCUGAUGGAAUCCCAUGGCAUCUUGAACCCCAACAACAACAUUAAUCCUGACUCCAAUCGUUUCCUUGCAAAUUUCACCCACUUCUUGGUUCAAACUUGCAGCGAGCUUGACAUGGAAAUCAAGUGCCAACUGAUUUCAGAGUAUAUGACAAAGAUUUCAACUUUAUUUCUGGAGGAAGCACUGCAAUGUAUUGGGGAAGAAGGUAAUGAACAUAUUGGAAAUGCUGUGCCAGUACAUUGUGAUGAUGAGCAAAAUGUUGAUCCAUCACAAGACAACUUCCUAGAUACUGCUGCAAUUGGGCUGGACUCCAUGCUUCGAGCAAAUUCUACAUUGGAAGAUUUUGAUCUGCUUGUUCUCGCAAUGGCAAGACUUUUCCUUAAGGAUUGUCCUCAACAUUGUUGGACUGAUGGUAACGAUGAACAGUGUAGGUCAUAUUUUAUGUUUCAUAAGAUGGAUGUUCACCAGCCGCAGUUAAUAUUCAAAUACUUACCAAUACUUUCAUUUACAGAGAGUUACAUUUAUCAGUUGGAUACUUUGAAUGAGAAGCUACUUCAGUCACCAGCUUACGGAGUUCAGCUUGGGGAAAUAGAAUCCUAUGUGGGUUGCCAAACAGAGGGAAGAAGGGCAAUCAGAUCCUUGAAGAUGUUGGAAGCUGACCCAUUUAAACCACUUCUUAUCCUACUUGAGCAUCAAGGCCUUCUCACGGAGCGGAUAAGAGAAGAACUUUGGUCUGGGGUAGAGUACUGGAGUCUUGAAAGAAAACUAUGUUGUCAUCCCUUGAGUGGAAGUGAGAGUAGUGUAGGAGAUGUGAUGAGGGCUAUUCAUCUGAAAUCCUUUGAUUAUCGGGUACUUAAUCUGCUGCUGUAUCAAUUGCGGGGUGAAAAGGUGAAUGAAUUGCAUAUGGAAUUCCUAUCAAUAUCAGAGUUCUUGGUUGAGCUAUCCGAUGAUAUGUUUGACUAUGAGGAUGAUGUGUUGGAGAAUAAUUUCAAUAUAUUGCGCAUGUUUGUCAGAAUAUAUGGAGCUUCCAGGGCACCAACCAUGCUGGCAAAACGUAUCACCGAAACUGAGGAGAAGUAUGAGAACAUGUUGAAAUCUUUGGAUCCUGAAUUGGCCAUGAAUUAUCAGAAAAGGUGUGAAGAAGCUACAAAAGAAGGUGGGAAGAUAUCGGGUCCUUCUCUUGGGACAUGGAAUAUUCCAACCAUAAUUGAAGACGAGGAUUCUUAUCGAUGCAAAAUCUUGAAUGUUAAGCCAACAACUGUAGUUCAGGCAGAUGUUGACAAGUGCUAUAGUUCAUAAUCUCAAUCUAAUGAGUCUGCCUAAAUUGUGUAAAAUUGAUCCGGGACUAGUUACACUUACUGUAGACUGACUUGGACACAGAAAUGGUUCUUGGUAGUUUCCCAGAUUUUAACCUAGAAGUGUUUAUGUUUUCCUGCUGAGGAAUAUUGGGAUUUGGGGGACUUGGAUGGCUGCCUUUGUAUUCUUUUUCCAAACGUUUCCAUCACUUGCUGUUUUGUGGGUGAUGAAGGAUUAUGGGAUAAAGGAUUCUUGGACUUGGUAACUAUGGAAUUAUCAGUUGAUUAUCCGGAUGGAGUUUUGGUCCAGAUUUGCAUCCCCAUUGGAUAUUCAAAGAGAAACAGUGAAAUAUGUUUUCAGAACGAUCAUGAGCUUCUAUGGUAUGACACUGAACAAACGAUUGUCCAAAAUGGGCAGUUUGGAUGGUGACCCAUUUAUGAUGACUGGAUAUCAAUGCCUUGCCAGCCUCGUUCAGCCAAGCAAAGGAGUCGAGCGCAAUCCUCGAUUUUGGGAAGGAACUGAUAAAGAAAACCUCCCAAGAUCCCGCAGAAUCGCUUACUAUGGAAGUCAAGAAAAGAGGAAGAAUUUCACAAUCACGGCUUGCUAUCAAAAUGUGCUAGCUAGCAAAUUAUCUGUAUAACUGCAUUGGAAUGUUUUUGGCAGUGGUUUGUUUCCUUGCUUUCGUGCUAAGCUUUUACAAUUCAACUAUAUGUUUUGUGCUCAGAUGAAGUAAUCAACUUCAGUAAAAUUUAGAAGAUUCUUCCUUUGACAAGAACAAUUAUAGCGUUCAA